GUACACCUGAAACUGAUAUAAUGUUGUCGGCUAGCUAUAUUUUUAAAUAAAAAUCUAAAAAAGAAAAAAAUGGGGUCAGCAGGUCAGCAUGAAAAUAAUAUGUGAACUCAUAACAUAAUGGGAAUUUCUAAAUUUGGAAGUUCAAAAAUUAACAUUUUGAAGUAGAGCCAUCAGUUAUUUUCAAAAUGCUUUGUAACAAAUUUUAAAUGGAAGAAAUUAAAUAUUCCACUGAUUCAAGGCACUAAUAUUACAAAUUAAUUCCCACUAGGUUAGCCAACAUGUGUCAGGAAAAUAAUUUUGUAAGAUUCAAUUCAUCAUUCCCUGUAGGACACACAAAAGGAUCCUCGGGUCAUGUUCUAGUAUUCUUCUCUUUCUCACAAAAGUAGGAAAACAUCUCUGCAAUUUAUUCUCCUUUAAUAAGAGUUCUAUGGGAAUUGUUGCAAUUGGGCAGCACCUUCUUCUCUCUCACUUCUCUGCUACCUCAGCAUUGUGUAACUUUGAUUCCAUUUAUCUAAGCUUUCCUCAUUAAAAAAAGACUGAUGACAGCCACUGCAAUAUAUUAAAAGUAAUUUAUACAGGCUGGCAGCACACUGGAAGUUCUGAACCAACAACAUUUCAACUGGAACAAAAAGACACAUUUCUCAAUUCUGUGACACAGCAGAAAGUGGACAGCAACAUGAGUAAUGCACCAAAGAUCCAGACCUUAAAAAAAUCUAAAUAAAUACAAAAAUUAAAUACCUGGAUAUAAUAAAUUCUUAUAAGCCAUUCUAAUUAAAAUCUAAAGCUGUCCUUAAAAUCUAUUUCCAGUUUCACAGUAACCUUUCUUCAUGGGCAGACCAUAACAGAAUUUAGAAUUAUUUCCAGAAACGUGGUCAGUGAUACUUAAAUUGUAUUUAACCCCCAGUGAUCUCUGCCUUUAUUUGCGCUGUGAAAAAUAAUCAGCUCUAUCAUGCCUUUCCGGACAGUCAGUAGGUUUUAUUUACAUUGUUUUGAGAAAAGGAGACAAAAGACAUCCCUUUACAAUUGUCUUUCAGCAAUCUCAGUCUUGAGCAGACUAGGUAACAAGAUUUUAUAUAUAAGGAAACAUAAAUAUCUAUAUACACCAAAACAGACAUAAAUACACAAAUAAAGAUGAAGUAGCUUAUAAAGUCUCUUGAAGCACAAAUGUAUGAACUGACCACCAGACACAGAACUUAGAUCUAUAAUGAGAAAAAAAAAUCAGUAUGAGCCUGAAAAAAAAUUAAAAUAUCACUGUCACGAACAUGGAAAAAAAUAAAUAAGAAAAUAGAAAACAAUAAUCACCGGAAAACCUGGGUCCUGUAAAGAUUUCUUUUCCAUCAGAAGAUGCAGAAACAUUUUUUUCCCCCUGGUGCAAAUGAAAACGUUUAAGCAUCCCCAGUUUCUUGCCCGCUUUUUCCCUCAGGCGCCGGUGUAGACGGCCGGUGUGGACUUUUUUCCAAAGAUGAGAAGUAGAAAUUUGUACUUUAUCGGGAGCGGGUGCACUUUUCCCCCCGGCCCCCCUUUCCUCUGCCUCCAAGAUGGUAGGAAAGUUGUCGUUUCGGAGGGCAGAGGAGCGGCUCUCUGGUGUUAUGUCCUCGCAGUGCCUGUAGUGGUGCUGUAGGAGGCUGCUGCCUCUUCUUGUGCAGCCCCGGCAGCCCUGCCUUCUUGGCUGGAGAGUAUAUUCAGGGAUUUCCCCUUAAUAAUCACCGACCCUGGGAGCACUUUUUAGUUUCCAAAAUAAAAAUAUGAUCCUCACCCCUCUUGCUUGACAGGGAAAGGCUCUCUCCGGAGCCCAGGGGGGAGCAGUAGCAGCGGCAGCCGAGCUUCCUAGUCCAUUGCCAGCGCCUCUCACUCUGAUCUGUCAGCCCAGCCGAGGGAAAAGGGGGGAAGGAGAAAAAAAAAAAACCAGCUGAAAGGUAAGCAGAGGCGGCCCCAGGCCCGGCCCACAUCCCCGGGCUGCCGUAGGGCGGCGGGCUGGGCCGCGUAGUCAGGGCGGGCGGCGAGCCCGCUUACGUGAGGCCGGGGAUUCGCCGGCCCGCGCCAGGCCCCGGACAGAGAAUGAAAGGACAAUCUGCUUCGUCUUGAUUCUGCAGAAUUCCAAACUCUGGUAUCCUUGGGGGUCUCUUAACAGUGCUAUGGUGCAGAAGAUUUAAAAUCAGCUGAUGUUCACAAGGAAUAGAGUCACGUGAUGUAUGAAGGGAAACAUAUACACUUCUCUGAGGUUGACAAUAAGCCCUUGUGCUCAUAUAGCCCCAAACUGUGCAAGCAGCGGCGACUCAACGGCUACGCUUUCUGUAUCAGACACGUGCUGGAGGACAAGACUGCCCCCUUCAAGCAAUGUGAAUAUGUGGCCAAGUAUAACAGCCAACGCUGCACCAACCCCAUCCCCAAAUCAGAGGAUCGUAGGUACUGCAACAGCCACUUGCAGGUACUUGGCUUUAUCCCGAAAAAAGAGAGGAAGAAAAAGAAUGAUCCUCUAGAUGAGGUAAAGGUCAGGCACCAGAUGGAUACCAUGGCCUUUAGCCUGACGGUGCCCACGCUGGCCUUGAAGAUGCCCAAUGGACUGGAUGGAAUGUCCCUCUCUCCACCGGGGGCCAGGGUCCCUCUCCACUACCUGGAAACUGAGUUGGAAGACCCGUUUGCUUUCAACGAGGAAGAUGAUGACCUGAAGAAAGGGGCAACUGUGAGAAAGAAGUUGCAGAGCAAGUUGGCCCAGAACCGGCAGCGCCAGAGAGAGACAGAGAUUUUAAAAGUUCGACAAGAGCACUUUAGUCCCCCUCCUGCACCUUCACAGCAGCAGCCUCCGCAGCAGCACUCCCACCUGUCACCUUUGUCCACUUCUUUAAAACCUUCAGCGCCACCGCAGGGUCUAGUCUGCAAGUCACCUCAACCUCAGAACACCAGCCUACCAAUGCAGGGAGUGGCCCCCACCACACACACUAUAGCACAAGCAAGGCAGUUGUCUCACAAGAGGCCUCUGCCCCUCCUGCCAUCCAGUAGGGCUCCUGCCGUGGACCCACCCAGGACUGACCGGGUCCUUAUGAAAGCCACAGCCUUCUCUCCACACUUCUCUUGUAUAAGUCGACUGCAGAGACUGGUGAAACUGUGCACCCAGAAACAUCAGUUGGACACUGAUCUGUUUCCCCAUUUAGGGUUGGACUGGUCUGAAGAAAGCGGAGAGGAACUGGAGGACUCAGAGCAGGCCUCGCCAUACCAGGUUGCAUGGUCCAUCCGAGAAACCCUCAGAUAUGAAAGACACACGUCUGAUGACGAUGACACGGAGAGUAGGAGCUCCAGGGUGACCCAACUUUGCACUUACUUUCAGCAGAAAUAUAAGCACCUCUGCCGCCUGGAGCGGGCAGAAUCUCGUCAAAAGAAAUGCCGGCAUACGUUACGGAAAGCCUUGCUGCAGGCGGCUAGUAGAGAGCCAGAGUGUACCGGUCAGUUAAUGCAAGAACUGCAGAGAGCUGCAUGCACCCGAACCAGCAUAAGCCGGACCAAGUUGAGGGAGGUGGAACCAGCAGCUUGCAGCGGAACAGUGAAGGGCGAACAGUGCACGAACAAAGCCCUUCCCUUCACCAGACAUUGUUUCCAACGUAUCCUCGUCACUACAUUGAGUGUGCAUUCAAAAGAUAAUUUCUUAAGAGGCGAUAGCUCCCGUAAAGUUCAGCACCAGCAGCAGAGGAAACCCAGGAAAAAAACCAAGCCUCCUGCACUUACCAAAAAACACAAGAAGAAGAGAAGGCGUGGACCUCGUCGACCCCAAAAACCCAUUCCCCCUGCGGUCCCCCAAGGGAACCUCAGCAUGCCCACCAGCGUCUCACUGCCAGUGGGGGCCUCUCAGAUCCGGAGCCCAUCCACGCCAGGGCUGAGUGCUGAUGAGUUGCCGGAUGACAUUGCCAAUGAGAUCACUGACAUUCCACAUGACUUGGAAUUGAACCAGGAGGACUUUUCAGAUGUCCUGCCAAGGCUACCUGAUGACUUACAGGAUUUUGAUUUUUUUGAAGGAAAGAAUGGAGACCUCCUCCCAACUACCGAAGAGGCUGAGGAACUUGAGCGGGCUUUGCAGGCUGUGACUUCUCUCGAGUGCCUGAGUACCAUUGGGGUACUUACCCAGUCAGAUGGUGUGCCGGUCCAGGAAUUGUCGGAUAGAGGAAUAGGGGUAUUCUCCACAGGUACGGGAGCUUCAGGAAUUCAGUCCUUGAGCCGAGAAGUAAACACGGACCUAGGGGAGCUGUUGAAUGGGCGCAUAGUACAUGAUAAUUUUUCUAGCCUAGAGCUGGAUGAGAACCUGCUCCGUUCUGCUACCUUGUCUAACCCACCUACACCCCUGGCAGGGCAGAUCCAAGGGCAGUUCUCUGCCCCAGCCAACGUUGGCCUUACUUCUGCCACUCUGAUCAGCCAGAGUGCACUUGGGGAGAGAGCCUUCCCAGGACAGUUUCAUGGACUUCAUGAUGGCAGCCAUGCCUCCCAGAGGCCACAUCCUGCCCAGCUGCUGAGCAAGGCAGAUGACCUAAUCACCUCACGACAGCAAUACAGCAGUGAUCAUUCACACUCCUCGCCCCAUGGAAGCCAUUAUGAUAGUGAGCACGUGCCGUCUCCCUACAGUGACCAUAUCACCUCUCCCCACACAUCUUACUCUGGUGAUAAUAUGGCAGCUACCUUCUCAGCAGAGAUGCCCAUCAUGACGCAGCACUUGCUCCCAACCCAACUUGAGGUGCCACUUGGAGGAGUCGUAAACCCCAGGACUCACUGGGGCAAUCUCCCUGUCAACCUUGGAGAGCCCUCUCCAUUUAGCAACCUUCUCGACGCAGAUGGACAUCUUCUUUCCACUUCCCUCUCCACGCCACCCACCACUUCGAACUCAGAGACCACACAGCCUGCCUUCGCCACCGUGACCCCCAGCAGCUCCAGUGUGCUCCCGGGGUUACCGCAGACCAGCUUCAGUGGCAUGGGGCCUUCUGCUGAACUAAUGGCCUCCACCUCUCCCAAGCAGCAGCUUCCUCAGUUCAGCGCAGCCUUCGGCCACCAGCUGAGUUCUCACAGUGGCAUUCCUAAGGACCUGCAGCCCAGCCACAGCUCUAUAGCCCCUCCUACAGGCUUCACAGUAACAGGUGCCACAGCUACAAGUACCAAUAAUGCAUCCUCUCCCUUCACCUCCCCUAACUGAGUGUGUCUGUGUGUAUGCAGGCAGGUGGGGAACCUGGUGUUUUCUGUCUUUGUUUCCUCUUUAUCACUCCUUUCCCCUUUCCCUAAAGAAGAUUUUAAACAUCACAGAUGGGGACUAGAGGGGAACUCCCUUUUCCAGUUGAACAGGUUACCCUGCGGUGGACCUUGCUUCAGUGUUCACAUGUGCUCCUUUGCACUGGUGCUCAUUUCCUUCUGGCAGGGUCACUCUGCCCCAGCGGUUUCCUUAGGGGCUCAGCACAGUGACUGGAUAGAACCGACUUUUAGCAGCAAGUCCUAGAAGUGGAAGAUACCUCAGAUUACCAGUGCCCUAUUUCCUAGUAUUCAGAUCAAUGCUUUCCAUUCUAUUACCAGGUAUUUACAUAGGUGGUUCUCGGUAGAAAGAUCCUCUUCAUUGAGUCUCUGUGUGUAAGACAUAGCAAACGGUGUGUAGCGGCAGAUCGAGACAAGGCUCUGACUUAGCACCAACUGCUAAAUACCACAUGAGGCCAGGAGUCCAUUCCUAAUUGUGAUCAUGUUUAAUUAAAAAGAAAAAAAUGAGUCUUUUGACUGCCUGUGUGUAUGUGUGCGCCCUCGUGUGUGUGUUCUCUGUGUAGGGCAGGAAGCAGCUGUCCCAUUGUUACUGUUAUUGUUUUGCCCUCGUGAGUAUAAGGCUCUUACUUCUCCCCGCAUCUCACAACCCUGAUAAGGUUGGUCAUUCUUUCCCACUGAGUUAACUAAGCUUCUUGAAUAGAGAGGGUGGUUGGUGGUCUGGUCGCAUGAAUAGCACAACCCUUUUCUGCUAAGUUAUCCCGGAACACAAACAGCUGAAUUCAUGUUAGUGCCGUGGGGGAUGUCGUGAAAAGCUUGCCUGGAGUGACUGCAGGGUUGCUGAGAUACUGAGGCCUGGUGGUUCUAUUGCCUUUUUCGACAUGCUUUUGUUCCUGAACCCCUCUGUCAUGGAAUACAUUCGCAAGAUGUAAUUAAAGAAAAUACUUCGAUGUGAAAUGCAGGAUAGGUCAGAUAGAUUUGGAAAGAUGGGCUCUGUGAACUUCUUGACCCGUCUUUUGCUUUUAAAUCUUUCAUGUUUACAGUAGUGAUUCUUUGGUGAGAUUUGUAAAAUGUUGAAGACGCUUGUGGAAUCAAUGUACCAGUUGUGAAGUGAUAUGUAAUAUCUGAAGGAUACACAUUUUAAAGUUUCUUUCAAAGCAGAAUAUGGAAAUGACACAUAAAUUUUACCCACCCUUUGGUACUUUUAAAAUGAUUUAAGUACUUAGGUUUAAAUUGGGGGACAUUGCUUUAAAGUACCAGGAUUUUAGGCUUAAAAAUCAUGUUGGGUAGUUUAGUAAGUUGGUGACAAUGAAACGAACAUGUGAGUUUUCUUUUUACCUGCCUUCUCCCUUGCCCUCCUGUCUCCUCCCAGAAGAAGGGUGGAACUCGAUUUUAAAGGCAUUUGUGCCCUGCUUUUGCCCGAGAUGGUUCACUGUCUCCUGAGAUACCAUUGGCUAUUUAUACCUGAGUCUAGUCUAAUUUACAUAUAUAUAUUUUAAAAGAUGAGUAGAGAGAGCAUAUCUAUUAAUGAUGUGAUAUAAUGAUUCAUUUGUCAGGGAAUAUUUGAUCUUAAUUCCUUUUCAAUAGGUAAAGAUUUGGAUGUAUUUUCCUACUUCCUGUAAGUAUUCUCUUUAUGCCAUGCGAAUUCUAACCAAUCCCUUCUUUUGAAAGCUUUUCUUUCUCUGCUUUUUAAAGGAAUGAUGGUGAUCAGCAGGCAUUAUGCAGAUACCAUGUGCCUGAGAUUAUGGAGGGGAAAUGUCACAUGACUAUGAAAUCAUUAUAUGCCCUAUUUUGUAUUUAUUGAAGUUUCUUUUUGUGGGCCAAAAAUAAGUUUGUAAUAUAUUUAGUUUUUUUUAAAUCAUGAUAAUUGGAAGAUUUAUUUUUAAUAGCUUUGUCUUUUUUGCAGAUUGAGAAAUUUCUAAAUUAUAAAUUAUGUCACAAAGCAAAAUUAUAUUUGGUAUCACCAUAAAUUUCUAUUGUGAAUGGUGAGAACAGAUAAUUUGAAUAUUUCUCACCUGUGAACCUGUUAGUAAGCUUUUUUAUUUUAAUGUACUAUAAUGAAAUGACUAUGAGUAGUUAGCUCUGCUCAAAAGUGUCAUUUAGUUUGCUCAACUCUUUCCACACCCCAUUGUAAUCAUCACUAGAUAGCUGUCCAUUCCCAGCUAUUCGGUUUGUUCUCCAUUGUGUACUAAUGAAUCAUUGUAGCAGAGCAGCACAUCGACUUUCUUCUUAUCAGCCUUUCUUUGACAGCAAAGGGAAAGUCACGGGUAGUCGAUCUGAACUUUUAUGGCUAUUUGUUUCCUCGUGGUAGCUGCUUAAAAUUCUUCAGUUAUCAAAAACUGAGUUUGCAGUAAGUUGCACAUUUUAUUGUUUGCAAUUUUCUGUUUUAUGUGCAUUUAAAAGCCCUUUUCUGCUUUCGAGUAAGGAAGCAAGAAAUGAUCAGGAAUGUUGCCAGUUACAGCUUCACACCAAAAACUUUGAGUCAAUUCAUUUUUGUUUAGAUGCCCACAAUGAUAGCUGAAGAAAGGGCACCCGUAGAAAGUACCAGUGUAGACUUAAGGAAUUAGUAAGAAAGGAAAUUUCCCUCUCAUUUCAUCUACUUCAAAAGCAACAUGUGAGCUUAAAGUUUGCUUUGCUCUUGCUGUUUCUUGUUUGAGUCGCUUUUUGGAAGAGAGAAGAACAUCUGUGAACCCAGAGAUAUCCAUUUUUCUUUUCGCUGACGGAGCAAUUCUAGUCUAUUAGUAGUAGCUUUGCCAUUAAUAUAUAAAGGAAUGAAGUGUCUUUUACUCCAGAAAUAGGAAAAUUAGUGUCUUUUAAAAUAGCACUUACGCUAUAAUAAGGCAAUACUGGAAUCAAAAACGAAUUUUAUAUAAGGUCCUAGUUAGGUGGAAACUAGCUUUUAUGCUAGUGUUAAACUCAUGAGAAGUAGUAGCAAAGAAAGUUCGCUCUGUUUCUGCAGUUUUUUGGGACCAUUUAUAAAGGCCAGUUAGACUGUGUUAAUGUGGUUUAAUUUGCAAAGUUGCUGCAGUCAGUGGCUACGUGGCUGUGUUCUGGGAAUCUGACUUCCAUUCUAAUGUAUGAUAUUCAUUGGCUGUGAUCUGUAGCAUCCGAAGAAAAGAUGUGUUUUCUCUCCUUCACACUCUCUACAUAAUUGUUAAUAUUAUUUUAAUUAGAGUACUGAUGACAUUGUUUUUCCCUCUGUUAAAAAUGGCUUAGCAAUUUGCACAUCUGGGUAGAUUAUGUAGCUAGUAAACAAUUCACAAUAGUUAAUAGCAAUUACACUUAACCCACCAAGUGACAGACUAUGCAAUGAAAAAAUUUUCUAAUUAAUCGUCGCGUAGCUUACACGGCGAAGGAUUAUUUUCUCUAGUAACCCACCAUGUGAGAUAUGACUGCUUUAUAAAUGACUUCCUGAGCAAUUUCAUGUCGGCAGGCAACGCAUUGUGUCUAGUGUUCCUCCAUGAGAAGAUUAUAAUUUAAUGAGAAGCAAAUCUUAGGUAUGAAAAUAAAGUUGGAAAGAUGUUUUGUUUUGUUUUGUUUUUUUCCUUUUCCUUAAAAUUGUAGUUACAUGUUGAGUGACUCAAGGCUAAAGAGAGCUAACACUUUAUCUUUGCCAAAUAAUUAUUUAUAAGAAUUAUUUCUUAAAUAUGCCCAAUCUCUCAGCUUCACGUUAGGAGUCACCAUUUUCUGUGACUAACACUAAAACUUUUCUGUAUUAGAGCCUGUUGUCAAUCCACAAUCACAAUCCAGAGAAGAAAAGACAGUGCUUUGAUUUGGAAAGGAUCAGGGCCUGUGAGACACACAGGGGCCCUAUCAGUACAAUUUUCUUCUUAAGUGAAAGGCUUUCUAUUUCUGUUGACCUGUACCAUUCAGCUUUUAUCAAUUGGCACUAGGAUUUGAGCCUGUGUAGGGAGCUCCCAUUCUAUCAGUUUGUUGACUCUUCUGCCAUCCUUCCUGUACCCUUGCACCAUGGCUGGGAGGCUUCGUCAGCAGUGUCGUGUGAGGCAAUUACCUUUUCUCCACGUUGGUUCAAUAGGUUGUUGUGGAUUGGUGUUGUAAAAAGAUGAAGAUAUUAAGAACACUAAACGACUUAAUAGGUUUGAAAUUCAUUUCAAAUAUUUUUAGAAACUGUUUCCAUUUUCUUCAUCCUCUUUCUUUUUAGCCUUUUAAAAUCCUUUUAAAUUCUAUUUUGAAGCUAGUGUUAUAGAAUAAUCUAAUAUAAUGGUCUUCUAAAUGGUCAACAGAAUUCUGCAGUUUAUUGAGGCAAUUUGAAGGAUUCCUAGAAAAAAAAAUGUAGUCCUACUGAAUAGCCUUCGUUUGUUUCUCUUUCAUCACUAACACCUACAUUGCUCCAAGGGUUUUUUUUCCUGACAAGAAAUAUAUUUCUUGGGGAUAGGGGUGGGGGAUGGGAAUAUAUAUAAAAAACAGAACAUAGAUUACUUUCCCCCAAUACUUUGAAAAUAAUCGAAUCAUCACUGGUAUUCUACAAAAAGGUAAAACAUUUAAUGACUUCUUAAUAUCUUGAACUUUAUAAGCUUUCCAAUAUUCUCGAGGGAACCAAAAUCCAUGUUUAGUCAAUUAAAGGAACAUUUCAGAUGCGAUCUUUCAAAAGAUUUGUAAUAAAAUACCAGUGAAGAUCAUACUCAUUUCCCCCUGACCAGUGAGUUAGGAAAGAAAACAUCACCCAUCAAUGAAUAAUUAUGUCUCUCCUAAUAACCAGUGUCAUCAGUGUGAAAAUUGUGGGUCAAAUUUAGAGAGCCUUAUUUCUAGCUAGCAAGAAUUCUCUUUUCACUCCAGCUCUUAUUUUUUGUUAGCUUUCCUCUCUCUGCACUGUGAUACAGAACUAAUAACAGGAAAUGGGGCAUUUCUGAGAGAGAGAGAGAGAGCACAUUUGGUAUGACUUUCUUUACCCUAGUUUCCAAGGCAUUGGGAAUGUUAGGCUACUUUCAAUGGCAGAGUUUUUGGUGAUCCAAAGUUUAGUCUGAAAAACAGUCUUGUAAGAGAAAACCUGUCGAGCUCGUAGAAAGCUAGGUAGGCAGCAUGGCUUCCCUCCUUUUUCCCCUUCUGCCUGCUUGCUCAGCUCACAUCCAGUCCUGACGUAUUCACACCUACACACAUGGUCUGUACUGACCCUGGCCUAAGAGUAAUAGAGUCCUUUCGCUUGUUUUUUGUUUGUUUGUUUGUUUGUUUUUAAGCUGGGGACCACUGAAGUAAGCUCUGUAUGCACCCAAAGUUCCCCUUGGAAAAAUUUUCAACAUGCAGUGCAGAAGGUUCCCACGCAGCUAAAUGCCACUCCAUUGCUUUUACUUGGGGAAUCGACUGAUUUGCCCUGAAGUGACUCCACCCUGCGUCGUGAAGGUCCGGCAGAUUAGUGUGGAAGGGAUGGAAAAUUGGAGGGUUGUGACGUUGUCUUCAUCUGCUUGGAAGGGUUGAAUCAGUUCCUCUCAACAGUGAUAAUUCUUGUCACUGUAUAGUGUUGAGUAUGUCUCAGGGAUUCCUUGUGGAAAUUAGGGCAGUUUUUAAAAUAAGAAAAUAGUUUUCAAGAAACUAAAGGUGUGACUCAUCAUUGAAGAGAGCGCAAGAAAGAGAAAACGUUUGGUUUCGUAGCCCACGGUGUCUUGCGUAGGACUUUUUUCCUUUCUCCUUCAGCCUCUCAUCUCAGCUUCAGCAUACAGAACCCUUUCCUGUCACGCACAGCUUUAAAACUUUUAUUUAAGAAUCUCCUUCCCCAAUGAGCUUUCAGAAUACUUAUUGUAGAUUUUAAGAGAAAAGGUAUAUUAAUUUAUGCUAUUAACAUCACCUCAUAAAUUAUAAGUUUUAUACUAAAGCUGUAUUGAGUGUAAUGAAUUAUGUUGCCUAUGUGUUUAAUAGCUAAAAAAUUAUAUAUGAGCUUUUUUUUUUUUUUUUUUUAAAACAAAACAAACUAGUGAAGCACCUUUUUACACUGGAUCUCUGCCGUGUCAAGGUGUAUAGCUAUCCUUUGCUACCUUGCAGAUAUAUAAAAUAAAAGGAUAUUCGGGGGCCUCAAAAUGUAGAACACCGUUAGACCAUUUAUUACUAUUCAUAGAACUCUUGAGAAUCAUGUUUCUUUAGUAAAUGAUCUGUGGUUUACACUUAAGAUGGCUAGAAGCUUAGUUACAGGGUAAAUAGAAAUACAUAGAUCAAGUAAAAUUCCCAACUACUGUAGCUGGAAUUUGUAAACUCAUUUAAGACCUCUUUUAUUUCCUAUGGAUUCUUUAAUUUACAGUUGAUUCUGUAAGUUGGGAAGUAAAAUAGAGAAAAAUAAUAAAUCUAGAUGUUCUCAGUGUCUUAUUCAGGAACCCUUUUAUCCCUCCUCACUAAGGAAUUCCCACUGUGACUUAAAAAUAGAAUUAAAUUACUUGUGUGCAUGUAUGUGUCUGUGUUUUUACACACAUGCAAAAAUAUACAUUGGGGGGCACAAGUGUGAGAGAGAUGAAUGUGUGCUUCCAUAAAAAGAGAGAAAGAUAACAGAAUGUAUUGUAGAAAUAUGAUUUAUUUAGUUGAGAGUAUUGGAGUUACUUUCUCAUUGUCUCGUAUAAAUACACCAAAUUCUUCAUCAUGUUAUGUCAUGUUAAAAGGCUAGUUCUGAUAUCAUGUGCAUUUUAGCAUUUUGAUUAACUUAUAUUUAUGCUGUGUUUUUAAAAUGAUGUGAGAAACAGUAGGUUUUAAGACCAGCCUCUUGCUUUUGAGCAUAAAAAUAAGAGAGAGAGAGAGAAAGACCCAAGACAUGAGCUGUGUUUAUCUGUUGGGGUGAUGGGACCAGAGAUCAGUUGAACUUUUUUUUGCAUUCAUAGAUUUCUUUCUAUUCUGAGUUAGAAAAUACUGUUGACCCUCUUUUCUUGGUGAAGUUAAGAAUAUUAUAGGCAUUUUAGAAAGAAUGCCAGUUUUUGAAGCAACUGGUUUGUUUAAAGUGUUGGUGGGAUCAUUUCACCAUGCAUAUUUCAAAGCUGGGAUGAUUUCAGGUAUUUCCCAAAAUUUGAAAAACAGUUACUCAAUUGUGCUAUUAUUUACGAAGUUAGCCUGUCUCCCUUCACCCUAUUUUGGCUCUAGGAAGAAUUCUGCUACCUUUGACUUGAUGCCUAUGGAAUUAAAAAAAUACAUUCCUAUAUUUUGAGAUUUGUCAUUUUGCUAUACAUUUAUUACUGGGGUAUCUGGUGGUCUAAAAUAGUCAAAACUAGAGUUGUUAUUAAUUGCUCCAAUCACAUUUAUUUUUAAUAUAUAAAAAAAUCAUGUACUUUGAAAUAUGUCCAAACAACUUGGGAUAAUACACCUGAAUUUGUAGUUACCUUUGAAGCCUCAUUCAUCUUAUAUAUAGUUAAGACCUUGGAAAGCUUUAUAUGUUGUUCUUUUUACAGUUGUAUUUUUGCAGCAUCUCCUAGUUCCAUUCACUCUUGCUUUAUGGAUUUUUAAAAAAUCUGCAUAUUUCUUGUACAUAUGCAUGCAAAUGAAAGAAGGGAGUUUGUAUUGGUGCCAUUUCUCCCUUCAGUUACUAAUUAAUGGGAUUUGCUAGAAUAAAUUCCCCCUGAUUGAAGGGUGAAAAUAGACCCUUUGUGUAUAUCUGUACAGAGAUGUGUAUAUGGGAUGUGGUGGCACUUUGCUGAAUGUGAACUUGCCUUGUCAAUGGAAAGAUUGAGAAGUAAUAUGUUUAUUUAUAAAUUUGUAUAAUCUAUAUAUACACGUAUGUAUAUGUGUGUGUAUAGAUAAAGCUAUAUACAUAUAUUUCCCUAAAAAAAUGUGUGUGUAUAAUAGAUAAACAGCCUUUGUUAAGCAAGAUUGUACGUCUAUGGAAAAUUCUGGAUUCUCUGUAAGCAGGAGGAAGUGACAGUCUAGAGUACAUCACCAGAGCAUACUAAAGUAGAAGUCCUUUCGAUUAUAGUCUUGUUUGUGGUUAUUAUAAGUUAAUUUCUCUUGGAACUAUUCUCACUUGCCAAUUCCAUUCUUCAUCUUAGACUAACUUCUAAGUCAAUCUUUCAGACAUUUAAAAAAAUCACACUUGAUUGUGUUUUUUCUCCUUUAUUAUGUCCUUUCUAGCCAGAAGCAUUUGUUUUAAGUGUAUUUCAUUAACUUCUCAAUUGUUUCUUUUAAAGAUCCUUAUCUCUGAAAUUUCCCAGAACAUACAAGUUUUGGUAAUAUUUUCUAUAGUAAUUUUGAGAAUCAGCCAUUCAUCUUUGUCUCAGAAAAAAAACAAAAAUCAACAUUCAAUCAAAACUGAUUUACAAUUUUUACCUAGAUAAUCUUGGGAUAUUUUACUUAAAUUGAAAAAGAACAUAAUUACAAUUUUAUUAUUGAUAUUAGUGUUAGGUUUAUUCUCUCAUUUAUUGUCAUUAAUUUGUCAUUUGAAAAUUUAGUUUACUUUGUAAUUGGAUCAUAAGUUUACUAUUUUCAUUUUAAUGGAAAGCAUACAAAGUAAGUCUCUUGAAUUUUAUAACUAAUUUUGCUCAUGAUGAAACUGCUUUAAUGAAUUCUUGUGUAAUGAAUUCUGCUAUAUUUCCUUUUGACUCUUCUCACAUUUGGUGACAUUCUGUUUAACUCUGCUGCAGCUCUCUAGAAAACUGCAUCCCUAUAUAUUGUGCCUUUAAAGCUCUUAUGCACACACAGACAAAAGUGUAUAUAUACAUGUUGGAGCAUGUGUACAUAUACUUUCGUAUAUACUCACACGGUAUGUCUCUAGUAUAUAUUGUGGGAGUGGAUAUAUAGAUACUCAAAGGCAAUGAAAUGUUGCUCUCUAGAUAUAUAUGUAUAUAAAUAAUGUUGAUAUACUGUAUAUACACAUGUACAUGUAUGAGUUUUAAAUGGCAAUCUUUUACAUUUAGCAAAAUGCUGCCCCUACUGGAAUAUUGUUGCUGCAAUGGCAGUUGUGUGUAAUGAUUUAAAAUACAUUAUCAAAAAUUAUUUAAAGAACAUUUAAAAGUCUCAUCUAAAGACAUCCACACAUUAUU
Hipposideros armiger (great roundleaf bat) is the source of this 14177-nucleotide messenger RNA. It is a transcript of the gene INO80D, whose product is annotated as INO80 complex subunit D. Gene Ontology annotation, cellular component: nucleus. The record is from RefSeq and is a predicted model, not a curated record. NCBI's taxonomy places the organism in Eukaryota, Metazoa, Chordata, Mammalia, Chiroptera, Hipposideridae. The coding region runs from base 2189 to 5170 and encodes 993 amino acids. The transcript has 10 exons.